CGUAGUUUAUGGUCUUACGCCCAUACGUCCCGCAGACUCGACGAGGGUUUUCUCUCCAUGGAGAUGGAAUAAUUGCAGACAAAUUGACGAAAGGGAUUCGUGUGCGUAGAGUGUAAAGGAGAGCUAUUCUGAUCCGGCGAGUCUGGUAACGCAGCGUGUGUGUACGGCGAUAAGUAAAAUGGACGAAGCGAAAUUUCUGAAGAGGAAAGUGAGAUCCGGAACGCUGGACGUUCAUCCAACAGAAAAGGCUCUGGUGGUAAAUUACGAUGUGGAAGCAUUAAUAUUAGGAGAACUGGGUGAUCCUAUGCUCGGGGAUCGCAAGGAAUGCCAAAAGAUAAUCAGACUGAAAAGUUUAAAUGCAGACACAAACGUUUCCCUCUUGGCAAAAGAAGUGAUGGAGAAGUGCUCGUUGAUACACGAGUCCAAACUGCGUGAGGUUGAGCAGUUAAUUUAUUAUCUACAAAAUCGUCGGACCAACGAUAGCACAGGUAGCGAUAAUAGUUCUCAGCCACCAAGACCCGUGUCAUCAAAUUCAGUGAUUACGGAGAAUUGUGAGGUAGAACGCGCCGUCAUCAGUAAUGUUGACAGUUACAUUGAAUUACUGUAUGAGGAGAUACCGGGCAAGAUUAAGGGCUCGUCGUUAAUUUUGCAAUUAGCGAGGGUACCUGACAAUCUUCUGGAAUUGACAAAAAACGAGUCGUUAUUGAGUGCUUUGGCUCGAGUCUUGAGAGAAGAUUGGCGACGCAGCAUAGAACUCUCCACAAACAUUAUUUACAUUUUCUUUUGUUUCUCGACGUACAGUCAGUUUCAUAACAUCGUGCUUGAGUACAGGAUUGGUUCCCUUUGUAUGGACAUAAUUGACUUCGAACUACGUCGCUACGAUCAGUGGAAGGAGGAUAUGGAGAAACGUCGGAAACACUUUGAGAACACUACCGGUUUAACGUUCUUCCCGGCGGGGAACAACGACAACUGCGAAAGGAAGAUCAAGAUCAUUGAUGAUAUUUGGAACAUGGAGAGCCCGUUAGAUUACGAGCUCAAGAGGCGAUCUGCGGACGCUUCCAUAAGCGUGUCGGAGAGCGAUCUUAAGAAGCUGAAGGAGGAGCUUGAGAAGAGUCGUAAGAAAUUCAAAAGCUUAACGAAGAAGCAGGAACAACUACUGCGAGUGGCGUUUUAUCUGCUCUUAAACAUCGCUGAGAAUGCCAUGGAUGUCGAAAGGAAGAUGCGCAAAAAGAACGUAAUCGGCAUGUUGAUUAAAACGUUGGACAGAGCGAACACCGAUUUGUUGAUACUGGUGGUCACAUUCUUGAAGAAGCUAUCCAUUUUUCGUGAUAACAAAGAGCUCAUGGCAGAGGAAAAUAUCAUAGAUAAAUUACCGAGACUUUUGCAAAACAAUAACGCCGAUCUCGUAUUAAGCACUUUAAAAUUGUUAUUUAAUCUCUCUUUUGAUGUAAAGCUAAGAGCAAGAAUGAUCAGGGUCGGUAUGUUACCAAAAUGGAUAAAACUGCUUGGUCAAGCUGACAUAAAAAGUAAGAGCACAAUUCUAGGAUUACUGUAUCAUGCCAGUAUGGACGAUAAAGUGAAAGCAAUGUUCACAAAUACAGAUUGCAUUCCAAUGGUAAUAAAUAUGAUAUUAAAUUUUGAAGACGAGCACAUAAGAUCGGAAUUGAUAGCACUUGGCAUAAACUUGGCUAUUAAUAAUAAGAAUGCGCAGUUAAUGGUGGAAAAUAAUCGUCUGCAAGGUCUCAUAAAGAUCGCAUUCAGAAAUCAAGAUGCCCUCAUAAUGAAAAUGAUUCGAAACAUCUCUCAACACGAUUCGACGAAAGAAAAUUUCGUCGAAUUUAUUGGCGAUUUUGCUAUGGCUUUGACGCAGUCUGAUUCUCAAGACUUUAUACUCGAGGUGAUCGGCGUGUUAGGCAAUUUAGAAUUGCCCGAUUUGGAUUAUUCGCAAAUUAUUCAACGUUGCAACCUUAUACCGUGGAUACGCAAUAAUCUAGUCCCAGGUAAGGUGCAAGAUGAUUUAGUUCUCGAGGUUGUCAUAUUUCUGGGCACUGCAGCUUAUGACGAAGACUGCGCUCGUUUAUUAUGCAAGGCUGAUAUACUCCUCUCUCUCAUCGAGCUUCUUAAAGCCAAGCAAGAAGAUGAUGAAAUGGUUCUGCAAAUUAUUUAUGUUUUUUAUCAAAUUGCAAGACACGACUCGACGCGAGAUUAUUUGAUUCGCGAGACUGGUAAUGAGGCUCCUGGUUACCUGAUUGAUUUAAUGCACGAUAAAAAUCCUGCAAUUCGACGAGUCUGUGAUACGUGUCUGGAUGUCAUCGCUAUCUGCGACAAGAAUUGGGCGGCGCGCAUAAAGGUGGAAAAAUUCCGAUCACACAAUCAGCAGUGGUUGGAAAUGGUCGAGUCUACGGGAGCAGACUCGACCACUCAUUUAUUACCGGAUGACGAUGACAGUCUGUCUCCCUUCAUCAGUGGUGACCUGUUAAAACAUACCAUACUGUUUCCCUCUGGCAACGCAGCAUCGUUCAACACGGACGAUGGAUUUUCGAUCAUGAAAAAUUCAUCGGAAUCGUCUGAAAAUCCUAGUCGACCUGUCAGUAGGCACGUGUGAAAGCUACGAUUGCGUAAAUUUCAGGUAUCGUGAUCUUGACGACAUAAGCGAGCUCAUGGCGCGCUCUAAGUCUCGCAUGUCCGUUGGUUCAGGUAUAGAGGAUUUAUAUUACAAUUCUAAAGUGAAAUUCAGUGAUUCGGAUAGCUCCCAUGUAUUAAUAUGAAGAUUAAUGCAAAAUUCUGAUGUAGAUAUGUGACUUAAGUUUUGAGAGACGUUUGUCUAGAAGGACAUUUUACAUUGUCUGAACAUUCUGUUUGAUGUAAAAAAAUGAGAAAUGUUUCCUAUUGUUCACGAAAAUAUGCCUGCUUAAACCAAAGAUAUUAUUACACGAUAGACUGCUUUGAUCUCAUAUAGUCAAGUAUUUCUUUCUAGCGUAUUUAAUUUUUAUAUAUUAAUUUAUUUAUGAAUUUAUUAUUAUUAUUUCUUUCCCUUUUUAUACUAAUGCAUAUACUUACGUUGCGAAAUAAUUGAUAGCGUUAACGAAAAUUCUAUUCAGAUCUCUUUUGUGAUAGAUUUCAGGCAGUGAGGAUAGUAUUAAUGUACAUGUGGGUAAAAUUAGUAUCUGCGAUAGUCUUGAGAAGUCCCGUAGUAUUUAUAUAUCGUUCGUAUCAGUUAAUAAACAGACAAGUGGUGUAUGAAAAUGUGGAAUACUUUGUAGAGUAACGAUAAGAACGUUAAUCUAAUUUUUAUCAUUGCCACGGAGAACAUACAAUAUCUUUAUUAUUCGUUACACGCAGCAAAUUGUGCAAUAAAUUAUAUAUAUAGGCAUAUUAAACUUCCAUAUAUAUAUAUAACUUUUUCACUUUCUCUAUAAAAUAAUUAGAAUAUACGUAUCUAUGUUCUUGUUCGCUUCUGUCGUUUUUCAUUGCACCUCUUGUCCCUUUAUGCUACUAACUCGUCGCAUUUAUUGGCGUAAGAUAGUAUUUUAUUAUUACCAACGAGAUGCAUGACUCAUAGCUAUUGAUUAUUCUCUGCGUGAUAAAAUAAAUUAUGACAGAAA
Molecule: messenger RNA, 3605 nt
Organism: Ooceraea biroi (clonal raider ant)
Lineage: Eukaryota; Metazoa; Arthropoda; Insecta; Hymenoptera; Formicidae
Gene: Kap3
Product: kinesin associated protein 3
Biological process (GO): microtubule-based movement; cilium organization
Cellular component (GO): axoneme; ciliary transition zone; kinesin II complex
Molecular function (GO): kinesin binding
Source: RefSeq, a predicted model, not a curated record